Messenger RNA from Rosa rugosa (rugosa rose), 2095 nucleotides. RefSeq lists its product as uncharacterized. The transcript has 3 exons. Lineage: Eukaryota; Viridiplantae; Streptophyta; Magnoliopsida; Rosales; Rosaceae. The record is from RefSeq and is a predicted model, not a curated record. Bases 58 to 1971 code for a protein of 637 amino acids.
CAUUACAUUAUUAGGAAGACUUUUUGGUGGCGACAAUAUCUAAAUAGGACUUCAACAAUGGCCGCAGAGAUUGUUGAUCCAGAUGAUUAUCGUAAGAGAUAUUUGGAAAUUUCUAUAGCCCUAUUCAAUUUGCAUGACUCAGCGAUCAAAUUUGUCAAAAGCCGCAUUUCUACACCUCAAGUACUCCCUAACAAAGAAGACCAUGACCAGAGAAAGAGACUUGUUGAGGAGAUGAAAGAAGCAUUUACCAGUUCUGCAAGUUAUUUAGAGUAUAACAAAUUGAAAGAAGGAUUAAAAGGAGUAGAGAUGAGCUGUAUGCAGUGGAUCAAACUCAAAGAGUUUGAUGAAGAUAUAAAUGUGGAGGAAAUAAAGACUCAAUCAGUUAGUCUUGGAACUCGCCUUUCUACGAGUCUUGCCUGUCUUUUAUUUAUGAUGAUGUGGAAGGGAAAAAAUCAACUGAUUGAGAAAUUUCAACAGUUAGAGUUUCUAUUUUCCUUUAUGGCUGCUCUGGAAGAUGGUGCUGGUAUAGAGGAUUCAAAUUCUGGUAUAGGUGUGGCAUAUGAGAUGAUUCUUCCCCUAUUCAAAAUCGUUGAUCAAGAAAUGAAGAAGGAAAUGAAUAUUGACAUUGAUGUCAAAAAUAGUACAAGCAGCUGGUAUGAAUCAGAACAAGAAAUUAAUAAAGUUCUUGAUCAAUUUGUACUUGUACUUUCAACGUUGGACACACUUUUGAGCUGUCCAAUGCUGGAAGAGCGAAUGUUGCAAUUGCUGGGCAAUGGACUUACAAGGUUGGAGACAAGAGUGAACAAGUUUGAAAGUAUGGUGAAUGAAAUAAAGGGAAAAUUCAGCAUUAAGAGUACGGGUUUGAUGGCAAUGGAUGCAUUUCUUGUGGAACAUAACACAGAACAGAGAUGGCUGGAUUUGAUCAAAUCGGAGGGCCAUUCAGGAGAGAGGCCUGAAAAAAGACAGAUGACAGGUGAUAUCUCUGAAGAAGGAACUUUCAGAGAUGCAGAGCAACGCUUGAAGAUAUGUCGAGCAACAUUUGAGGAUCAGGUCAAGGCGGUCCUGAAAUUUGAGGAUUUUAAGGAAUCUAACCGCAUAGCCUUAGACUUUGGCAAGUUUUAUGUUGCUAAAGUGACUUCUAUACAUUUUUAUAGAAAGUCUGAUCCUGCAGCACCUGGGAGGCAGGAGUUCCUUUCUGAGAUAAGAAAUCCUGAAUGGCCUUCUUCUGUUUCUAGGCCUUACUUUGAAAGAGUUACAGCAAUGCAAGGAUAUAAUGCCACUAGAAAUAGAAAGAGUGUAAGGCAAUUGCUUGAAGAGCACCAGCCUGUGCCCGGAACAAAAUUGGAGAGUCUAAAGGCGUAUGCAGUUCAUCUUGGGACUCAAAUCUCUAAACAUCUUGUCAAGCUCAUACUGAUGCUGAAGUCAGAAGGAAUACCAGAAAUGGUUCUAAAAAUCAAGAACUUGGAGUCUCUGUUUCCUUUUUUACUGGAGUUGUUCACUUGCUCAGGUCCUGCUGGGUAUGGAGUGGUUUACAGAAAGAUAAUUACAAUCAUAAGCCUAGCAGACCAAGAACUGAAGACGGUUCAAAAUUUAAACCAAGGAAACAUUAUUGCUGAUCAAGUUGUUACUAAUUGGCAUGCAAGCAUGACAGAAGCAGAAAUCGAUGACAUUCUCGAUGACUUUGCAGAGAUUAUUGCAACAUUGGAGUCUAAUCUGAGCUUUCCACUGCUGUUGUUCGGCAUAGCUUCUCCCAACUUAUUUAGCCUGGAGAAAACCCACUUUUUACCGGUGGAGAACGAUCUGAAUGGCGUGCAUGAUAUGGAGGGUGUGGAUGAUGUGGUGGGUAUGGAAGAGGUGGUGGAAGGGAUGGAGGAAUUAUACAAUGAUCAGAAGGAUACUCCUACUUUAGUGAGGCAAGUUCUGGAGAAAAUGAAAGGGCCCAUAGAGCAAGUGUGGGAGGGUUUGACAUGAAGAAACUGAUGCAUUGCUUUGUUUCAUGACUUGUCUUACUGAUGCCUAGCCUUGUUUCAUUACUUGUCUGGAUGUUGUGAUUCUGUUCUUCGUCAAACACACAUCUUCUUUUAUGUUAUGUUUA